This is a messenger RNA of Aspergillus nomiae NRRL 13137, 615 nucleotides long. RefSeq lists its product as uncharacterized. Bases 1 to 615 code for a protein of 204 amino acids. Lineage: Eukaryota; Fungi; Ascomycota; Eurotiomycetes; Eurotiales; Aspergillaceae. The record is from RefSeq and is a predicted model, not a curated record. The transcript has a single exon.
AUGCACUUUACAAGCAAGUCCCUUCUGCUCGCCCUGGGCACUCAGAUCUUGGCUGUGAACGCCGCUCCAGUCUCGAGUGCCUCUUCUUCCGAGGUCAGUCAGCCAACGCCUCCCGCCGGGGUUGCUCAGUAUGGCAACUAUGGAGACUAUGGCAAGUACGGCAACUACGCUUCCUACGGCUCCUACAAGAGAGAUGACGUCCCCGAGGGUGAGGGUGACGAUGCUGAGCCUUCCAGCACGACUUCGGCCACUGAAACCCCUACCCCUACUCCUAUCAACUAUGGCAACUACGGCAACUACGGCCAGUAUGGCUCCUAUGGAGCGUACAAGUUCGAGAAGAGAGAUGACAGCAGCUCCACGUCUACCUCUUCUACUACUGAGACGCCCACUGAGACGCCCAUCAGCUACGGCAACUAUGGCGACUACGGGAACUACGGUGGCUACGGCUCUUACGGCUCGUACAAGAGGGACGAGGUCCCCGAAGCUGACGAGAGCAAGACCACUACCGCAUCUUCGACCCCUACCGCUACGCCUGUGGACUAUGGCAGCUACGGUAACUACGGCCAGUAUGGCUCCUACGGAAGCUACUCAGAAGCUGCUGUCGCUCAAGAAUAA